Molecule: messenger RNA, 1866 nt
Organism: Penicillium arizonense
Lineage: Eukaryota; Fungi; Ascomycota; Eurotiomycetes; Eurotiales; Aspergillaceae
Exons: 2
Coding region: 1-1866 (621 amino acids)
Source: RefSeq, a predicted model, not a curated record
AUGAAGCAGUCUCUUAUUACUUCCCUCGUCGCCCUUGCGGCCUCCUCUGGCGUUCAAGCCACUGAGAGCUUGAUCAGCGUCCCCGUUGGUCUCUGUGCUGGUAUCCUCGGCGAGGCUGAGUGCAAGCAGCAGAGCUCCAACGGCGGCUUGAUCAACGUCCCCGUCAACGCCUGUAUUGGUGCUCUUGGUAAGGCCAAGUGUGACCAGGUCUCCUCCGCCAGCAGCAGCGAUGAGGGUUCUCUGAUCAACGUCCCCAUCAACGUCUGCCUCGCUGUCCUCGGCGAGACUCACUGCCAGCAGAAGUCCGACUCCAACGGUGGUCUUAUCAACAUCCCUGUCAACCUCUGCCUGGCCGUCCUCGGCGAGGCUGACUGCCAGCAGGAGAACGACUCCUCCUCUGGAUCUUCCUCCGGUGAUUCUCCCACUGGCUCUUCCGGUAGCUUGAUCAACAUUCCCGUUGGUCUCUGUGCCGGUGUCCUUGGCGAGGCUGAGUGCAAGCAGAAGAGCUCCUCCGCCUCCGGUGGUUUGAUCAACGUCCCCGUCAACGCCUGUGUUGCUGCUCUCGGUAAGGCCAAGUGUGACCAGGUCUCUUCCGCCGGCAACGGUGGCAACGGCGGUGGUCUGAUCAACGUCCCUGUCAACGUCUGCGCUGCUGUCCUCGGCGAGGCUGAAUGCCAGCAGAGCUCCAGCUCCAACGGUGGUCUCAUCAACAUCCCUCUCGACCUGUGUCUGGCCGUCCUCGGCGAGGCUGAGUGCAACCAGGGCUCCGCCACCACCACCGCUCCCGCUGCUUCCUCCACCCCCUGUGACACCAUCACCAGCGAGCACAUCGGCAGCACUGUCAUCCCCGGCGCUUCUGAGACUCCCUCCGCCGUUGCUCCUACUGCUGCUUCCUCCACCCCCUGUGACACCAUCACCAGCGAGCACGUCGGCAGCACUGUCAUCCCCGGCGCUUCUGAGACUCCCUCCGCCGUUGCUCCUUCCGCUGCCUCUACUACCCCCUGUGACACCAUCACCAGCGAGGAGAUCUCCAGCACUGUGAUCCCCGGUGCCUCAGCUCCCUCCGGCUCUGCUCCUUCCGGCCCCGCUGGUCCUUCCGGUGUUGCUCCCUCCGGUGCUUCCUCCACCCCCUGUGAGACCAUCACCAGCGAGGAGGUCUCCAGCACUGUGAUCCCCGGUGCCUCAGCUCCCUCCGGCUCUGCUCCUUCCGGUGCUGCUCCCUCCGUUACUGCUCCCUCCGGCCCCGCUGGUCCUUCCGGUGUUGCUCCCUCCGGUGCUUCCUCCACCCCCUGUGAGACCAUCACCAGCGAGGAGGUCUCCAGCACUGUGAUCCCCGGUGCCCCCGCUCCCUCCGGCUCUGCUCCUUCCGGUGCUGCUUCCUCCGUGACUGCUCCCUCCGGUCCCGCUGGUCCUUCCGGUGUUGCUCCCUCCGGUGCUUCCUCUACUCCCUGUGACACCAUCACUAGCGCUGAGGUCUCCAGCACUGUGAUCCCCGCUCCCUCCGGCUCUGCUCCCUCCGGCUCUGCUGGUCCCUCCGGCUGGUCCCCCGUCUCCUCCGGCGUGCCCCACCCCACUGCCCCCGCCUCCUCUCUGUCCACCCCGUACGUGACCAGCACUGUCAAGGUCUGCAACGCCGCCUGCUCCUCUUCCCUGUCUCUCGCGGCCACCAAGCCCGCCACCAAGCCCGCCUCCAGCGGCUUCGUUGCCCACACCUCUGCCCCUGUUUCUAGCGCCGGUACCUCCUCCACUGGAAGCGUUGCCACCCCCUCCUCCAGCACCGUUCCCUUCAACGCUGCUGGCCGCACCACCGUUUCCGGUCUCGCUGUUGUCUUCGGUGCCCUCUUCGCCGCUGCUAUGCAGUUCUAA